AUGCCUCGCGAAAAACAGAAGAGAGGGCGCCGCGCUCAAGAAAAAGAGAAACGAGAGGAAAACAAGCGAAAACUAGAAGACGACCACGAGGAGCCAGCGCUUAAACGACAGAGACCAUCAUCAGAGGACCAGGCUGAGCCCGCAGAUUACAUACCACUCGACUCUGGCGAACACGAAGAACAGGAAAUACCAGUCGCGGAUCAAAAUGACACACCUUUCUAUGGGUUGCUGGACACCGAAGAGCAAGAAUACUUCUCGAGAGCCGCCGAAGUUCUCGAAUUGAAUCAAUUUCAGACCGCUGAGGAACAAAGCAUUUUUGUCGAGAGCGUAUACGAAGAAGCUAAAGGAAAAGAAUUAAAGAUUGCAUGCAGUCAGUCGUGUUCACGUCUUUUGGAGAAAAUCAUCUCUCUUUCCAGUACCGACCAGCGUCGACGACUAUUUGGCAAAUUCCUUGGACACUUUUUAAACCUUGUACAGCACCGAUUUGCGAGCCAUUGUUGCGAGACACUCUUUGUCAAAGUCGCGCCCGCACUCAGCCAUAAGACACACAAUGCGCCUAAAAAGCAAAUCAUAGAGGAAGAAGGGAACGAAGAGCCAUCUCUAUCACUAGCCGAUAUGUUUCUACAGGUCAUUUCGGAGCUGGAGGGUAAUUGGGGAUAUCUGUUGACGGAAAGAUUCGCCUCUCACACAAUUCGUGUUCUUCUACUUGUCUUGGCAGGCGAGCCUGUGGAUUUGUCAUCGCACGGCUCUCUUGUCGCGAGCAAGGCAAAGGAAGGAGUUGAAGUUCAUCGGAUAGAAGGACAAGAGCGAGUUGUUUCCACGAAACAUCACGCUGUUCCGGAUGCGUUUAUGGAUGUGCUGAAAAAGGUCAUGGCUGAUAUGACCGCUGGGCUGGAUGAUACAUAUUUGAGGGCAUUGGCUACUCACCAUAUCGGAAACCCUGUUCUACAGCUUCUGGUAUCAUUGGAACUAUCCCAUUUCGGAAAAUCGACCGCCAAAGAUUCACGCUCUGUCUUGCGACGAUUGAUACCAGACGAUACCAUGGAGGAGGGCUCACAAAGCGCUAUCUUCUUUACUGGACUUCUAUAUGAUCCUGUGGGAUCAAGACUGGUUGAGACCAUCGUGCGCUCUGCACCCGGUAAAUUGUUCAAGAAUAUACACAAAAACAUUAUCCGUGAGAGGAUAGCAUCUCUCUCACGCAACGAGAUUGCUUCAUAUGUUCUUGUCCGCUGCUUAGAGCGAGUCGGUCGAGACGAUCUACAAACUGAUUUGGAGAUGAUUAUUCCGGAAGUUCCUAAUCUCAUUGAGAGGUCGAGACUUACUGUUCCCAGAGCAUUGAUCGAGCGAUGUCUCAUUCGAAAUAUCGACACAACCCCGCUUGCAAAGGCAUUACAGGAAUCACUUGAUAAAGAUCCAGCCAAGAGGUUACAGCAACUACUCGAAGUGAAUAACACAGAUGGUCCUGCAGAGGAAGCAACUCCAUCCGAAAAACCUGUGCAAGGAAAACCGAAAACAUCUCCAGUGCUUCUACACAAAUCACUCUUUGUACAAAAAAUGCUAGAGGCGCCCGGCGCAUUGAGCGAACUUGUUUACUCUGGGUUAAUAGCAACCUCUACAGACACUAUCAUCAACAUGGCCUGCAAUUCAGUCACGUCACAUGUCUUGCAAAAGGCUCUUACAGCACCUACCUCUACAACUCAAUUCCGUCGUCAAUUCAUACCACAAUUUUCCAGCCAUAUGAAGCAGCUCGCUCUAGACACCAGUGGAUCUCAUCUUGUCGACGCCCUUUGGGACGCGACAAAAGACAUAUACUUUGUCAAAGAGAGAUUAGCACAGGAGCUAGCUGACAGUGAGCAUGAUCUCCGCGAUUCGUUCAUUGGCCGCGCAGUAUGGAAGAACUGGUCGAUGGAUCUCUAUAAGCGACGACGGGGAGAAUGGAAAGGGAAAGCAAAGGGCCUCGACGAUAAAGUAAAAGCUUUGAAUAUUGGCGGCGAGAAGCCCCGGACCAAGUCGAAACUUGACCUUGCCAGGGAGCGGUAUGAUGCUUCACAGAAAUCUGCCGCUGACAGGAGUAGCAUAGGCACGAAGUCUUGA
Messenger RNA from Talaromyces marneffei, 2094 nucleotides. RefSeq lists its product as uncharacterized. Gene Ontology annotation, cellular component: preribosome, small subunit precursor; 90S preribosome; nucleolus. The record is from RefSeq and is a predicted model, not a curated record. Gene Ontology annotation, molecular function: RNA binding. Gene Ontology annotation, biological process: ribosomal small subunit export from nucleus; endonucleolytic cleavage in ITS1 to separate SSU-rRNA from 5.8S rRNA and LSU-rRNA from tricistronic rRNA transcript (SSU-rRNA, 5.8S rRNA, LSU-rRNA); endonucleolytic cleavage to generate mature 5'-end of SSU-rRNA from (SSU-rRNA, 5.8S rRNA, LSU-rRNA). Lineage: Eukaryota; Fungi; Ascomycota; Eurotiomycetes; Eurotiales; Trichocomaceae. The coding region runs from base 1 to 2094 and encodes 697 amino acids. The transcript has a single exon.